Vidua chalybeata is the source of this 5706-nucleotide messenger RNA. It is a transcript of the gene TBC1D4, whose product is annotated as TBC1 domain family member 4. Lineage: Eukaryota; Metazoa; Chordata; Aves; Passeriformes; Viduidae. Bases 1 to 3687 code for a protein of 1228 amino acids. The transcript has 19 exons. The record is from RefSeq and is a predicted model, not a curated record.
AUGGAGAAGCGAGGGGAGGGCGAGCCGCUCUCCCACCCUCUGGAGCCCGAACCCGAGCCGCAGCCGGCGCCGCCGGGGGAGAAGCGCUUCAGGCUGUGGUACGUGGGUUCGUCGUGCCUGGAUAGGCGGACCACGCUGCCCAUGCUGCCCUGGCUGGUGGCCGAGAUCCGCCGCCGCGGCCAGCGGCAGGAGCCCGGCGGCGCCCCGGGCAGCGGGGUGCCGGCCCGCGAGGUGCUGCUGCUGCUGGGCUCGCCCACGCUGCGCUGCGUGCCCGCCAGCCCCGGCCGCCCCGCCAGCCCCGCGCCCGCUGUCUUCAUCUUCGAGCACAAGGCGCAGCAUAUCGCCCGCUUCAUCCACAACAGCCACGACCUCACCUACUUCGCCUACCUGAUCAAGGCGCAGCCCGACAACCCUGACUCCCCCAUGGCCUGCCACGUCUUCCGGGCCACCGACCCCAACCAGGUUCCUGAUGUCAUCAGCAGCAUAAGACAAGUCUCUAAAGCAGCACUGAAAGAAGAUGCCAAACCAAGUAAGGAUAGUGAAGAUGCCUUCUAUGACUCUCAAAAAUUUGAGGUCUUGUACUGUGGAAAGGUGACAGUGGCUCACAAGAAAGCUCCCUCCACACUAAUUGAUGAUUGCAUAGAAAAAUUCAGCCUUCAUGAGCGCCAGCGCCUGAAACUGUUAAAUGAGCAGCAGAAUAAUGAGUCGAGCUUGGACUUGCCCCUGUGUGAAGAAAAUGUGCCAGCUUCUCCUCUGGACAGCCCUUUUGAGGAGCUGGACAGCCCAAACAGCACCUCAGGGCGUGCUGCAAUGUUUACAAUUGGCAGCCAGACUAACUUGACCAACCUGGCCAGCACUCGUGGCUUCUUUCCAGAGAGGAUUUUAGAGGACUCUGGCUUUGAUGAGCAGCAGGAGUUUCGCUCCCGGUGCAGCAGUGUCACUGCAGUGAUGCAGAGAAGGGUUCACGACACAAACCUGAAAAUACAGUCCCGCAGAAGACAUGCAAGUGCUCCCAGUCACGUUCAGCCCUCUGAUUCUGAGAAGAACAGGACAAUGUUGUUCCAGGUUGGAAGGUUUGAAGUUAACCUCAUCAGUCCAGAUACCAAAUCUGUUGUGUUUGAAAAGAAUUUUAAAGAUAUCUCCUCAUGUUCUCAGGGUAUAAAACAUGUUGAUCACUUUGGUUUUAUUUGCCGAGAAUCUGUGGAACCUGGGUUAAGCCAGUAUGUUUGCUACGUGUUCCAGUGUGCAAGUGAGUCUCUGGUUGAUGAGGUAAUGCUGACCCUGAAGCAAGCCUUCAGCACUGCUGCAGCCCUGCAAAAUGCCAAGACGCAGAUCAAACUGUGUGAGGCCUGCCCUAUGCAUUCAUUGCACAAACUUUGCGAAAGAAUUGAAGGACUCUAUCCACCAAGAGCCAAACUUGUAAUUCAGAGACAUCUGUCAUCGCUAACUGACAAUGAGCAAGCAGACAUUUUUGAACGUGUUCAGAAAAUGAAGCCUGACAAUGACCAGGAAGAAAAUGAACUUGUGAUCUUUCAUCUCCGUCAGCUCUGUGAGACUAAGCAAAAAACGCACAUCCACAUUGGUGAAGCACCGUCGGUCAUUUCUAACAGUGCGAUUCCAGAAAGCACCACCAGUGGUGGCCGGUUUAAACUUGACAUUCUGAAAAACAAGGCAAAGAAAUCCUUGACUAGCUCUCUGGAAAAUAUCUUCUCAAGGGGAGCCAACAGAAUGCGAGGCCGCCUGGGAAGCGUGGACAGUUUUGAGCGCUGCAGCAGCCUGGCUUCUGACAGAGACACUUCUCCAGGCGAUUCCCCACCAGCUACUCCUCCAGCAUCCCCCGUGUCCUCGGCCUGGCAGACGUUUCCCGAGGAAGGCACGGACUCCCCCCAGUUCAGGAGGCGCGCGCACACCUUCAGCCACCCGCCCAGCAGUGCCAGACGGAGGAUAACCUUCCAGAACGGGAGGUCCCAGAGCGCCCGGUCCCCGCUGCUGCGGCAGAACGGCGUGGAGGCAGCAAGUGAUGGGGAGGGAAAGAAAAGAACAUCAACCUUCUGCAGCAGUGAAUCUCUAAAUGCUGUGGGGGCCACGCUCACACCUCGCCGCAUCUCCUGGCGGCGGAGAAUAUUCCUGCAGGUAGCUUCACCUAUGAAUAAAUCUCCUUCCAAGAUGCAGCAUCCAGAUGGUCAUGAUGGAAGUGAAUUGUUACCCUUAUCCCCUCUUGCUGCACCCCUGGAGGAAGACCCUGUUGUUCUAGUAUUGCAAAAUGAGGAUGGUCCAGAUAAAACUGGAGAGAGGAAAAACUCAGAAGAACUACAAAGUCUGUGGAGAAAAGCCAUCCAUCAACAAAUUCUGUUACUUCGAAUGGAAAAAGAAAACCAGAAGCUGGAAGCAAGCAGAGAUGAGCUCCAAUCAAGAAAAGUAAAACUGGACUAUGAUGAAGUUGGCACAUGUCAGAAAGAUGCCAUAAAUAUUUGGGAUAAGAAGUUACUAAACUGCAGAGCCAAAAUCCGAUGUGACAUGGAAGAUAUUCAUUCCACUUUAAAAGAAGGUGUACCAAAAAGUCGUCGGGGAGAAAUUUGGCAGUUUUUGGCUGUGCAACACCGAGUCAGGCACAGGCUGCCAAACAAGCAGCAGCCUCCCGACAUCUCUUACAAAGAACUUCUGAAACAACUGACUGCUCAACAACAUGCCAUCCUUGUAGAUCUAGGACGGACAUUCCCUACACAUCCUUACUUUUCCACACAUCUGGGAGCAGGACAGCUAUCACUGUUUAAUCUCUUGAAAGCGUAUUCUUUGCUGGACAAAGAAGUUGGUUAUUGUCAAGGUAUAAGUUUUGUAGCUGGAGUGCUGCUUCUACAUAUGAGUGAAGAGCAGGCCUUUGAAAUGCUGAAAUUCCUCAUGUAUGACCUUGGCUUCCGUAAACAGUACAGACCAGACAUGAUGUCGCUACAGAUUCAGAUGUACCAGCUCUCAAGGCUUCUACAUGAUUAUCACAGAGACCUGUAUAAUCAUCUUGAAGAGAAUGAAAUCAGUCCCAGUCUUUAUGCUGCACCGUGGUUUCUUACACUGUUCGCAUCUCAAUUUUCAUUAGGAUUUGUAGCCAGAGUGUUUGACAUUAUUUUUCUUCAAGGAACAGAAGUAAUAUUUAAAGUAGCACUGAGCCUACUUAGCAGUCAAGAGACAUCUAUAAUGGGAUGUGAGAGUUUUGAGAACAUUGUUGACUUUCUUAAAACCACUAUUCCAGAUAUGACUAAACCUCAAAUGGAAAAAAUUAUUACUCAGGUAUUUGAGAUGGAUAUUUCAAAACAGCUCCAUGCCUAUGAAGUAGAGUACCAUGUUCUUCAGGAUGAACUACAGGAAAAUGUGAGUCCCUGUGAUGAAGGUGAACCUCUGGAGAAGCUGGAGAGGUCAAACAAUCAUUUGAAGAGGCAAAAUAUGGAUUUGUUGGAGAAGCUACAGGUUGCUCAUGCUAAAAUUCAGAGUCUGGAAGCCAGCCUGGAGACUGUUUUGACACGAGAGAACAAAAUGAAGACUGUAAUUCAGUCCCUGGAACAGGAGAAGAUAAUAUAUCAAAAGACUCUUGAGCAGAUAGUGAAGUAUUUGCCAGCAGAAGUGUUGUCUGACUGUGAACUGCUCCUGAAGGAAGUAAAUUACAACCCAAAUAAUAAAAUAUGGAGUAAGCCAUAAACCAGGGUUUUCUAGGCAGCAUUUCUUCAAAAACAAAAAGGGAAUGAAAAAAUAAGUAUGCUGCUUUCAAUAGCUACUUAGCAAUAGGCAAUGGUAUUACCCAAAAAUAGUGCUGGGACACUUAUAGCUACAGAUGGGCCUUCAAGUGUCAGAAUGCAAAUUCAGGCUAUUAGUGUUUUUAUGGUUAUGUAAAUAAAUCACAAGGGGGAAAUAAAGGAUUCUCACAUGUAAUUAUGAUGAGUAGAUGUAUAUUUAGAUUUGACCUAAAGGAAAGGAGAAAUUGGAGUAGACAAAGACAGUGGUGAUCUGCAAAUUCACUUUGGAUGUGCUUGUCUUGUAGUGAAAUGAGGAUAGUGUGUCUUUAUAUAUAUAUAUGUAUAUUGAAUAUGUUGAAUAAUACUUGAAUAAAAAAAAAAGAGAAUGUAAUUUUCCCUCCAAAGAGCAGCAUGUUUCACAUCUUCUGUGGAAAGUCUAUGUGAACUCAUGCGUGCCUCUCUUUAAUUCUACUGAUAUUGUGAGCACAGACCAAUAAGCAGAAAAAGUAUCAUGACGUGGUUUGCACAGAAAGAGCUGUAGUGCCAUCCGCUGCCUGGGCUGUACUGGUCAGCAGCGUAAUUCCACGUGCAUGUUGGAACUGGAAACGAACAAGCAUCGCAUCAUUGCUCCGCCUCCAUAACCAGAGCUAAGGAAUAGGUGUCUGCAUGCACUCGCAGAGCUCGCAAAGGCAAGAGCUAGCAGUGGCUGCCACUUCCUUCCUGGCUUGUUUGCUUCCACCUGUCCUGGGGUUGAUGUGAUGAGGAGAGAAAGGAAGCACAACAGUGGGAUGGCAUUUAUAAUGAUGUUAAUUUUCUGCCGGAGACUUGCCUGUUGUAAGAGUUAGGUGUGUCAGGGGCUCUCAUUUAACCAAAGAAAUGCUGCAAGAAGCCUUGUCUAAUUAUAUUGGAAUGCAGAAGGCUGUUUUAAAUUUCGAGAAGAAAAUUGAGGUAGGCUGAAGGAAGUGUGAGUGCACAAGAGAGGACCAAGCAAGUCUCAGAUAUUAUGUACCUUUCAGUUUUCACAUAUACGGUGGCUAUACAUUUCAAAGGGGAUCCUGAAGUACAGGCGCAGUUUUAAUGACGCUUUCCAGGCUAUUCCUGUUUUAAUACUACUUUGUGGUCUUUUUUUUAAAACAAAAGUCAUGAAUUUGUGUGUUCUGGACAAAAGGUGGGAUAAACUCUGAUCAUUUCAAGGGAGAAAUUAUGUUUAUAGAGGUAUAAAAAGUUGCAUAUAGAUUUGAAAAUGUUUUUGAAUGGAAUUUUUGAGAAAGCUUAGACAAAUGUGUAGUAGACAAGUAUUUUGGAGUGUAUGUCUGAACCCUUAAUUGCGUUUUACAGUGGCUCAUGUUAUCUCUUUCUGUUUAUACUGUAUUUCAGGAAACAUACAGUUUUCUUCUUUUUAGUAAGAAAACCAAUUAAGCAAAGUGCCAAAUGCAGCAGUGUCUUUUCGCAUAAGAUUGUCCAAUUUAGAAAGCAAGGACUGAAUAUCACUGCUUUCUAAGUAUUAUGCUUUAUGUUACCGUAAAAGUGAGGAACAGCAACGCUUACUUGCUGCACACUGCUGUGGAACUCAGGGGCUUCGGCUCUCCUGGGUUUUUUGUUGUUUUUUUUUACUUCCAUGAUGUUUUAUUUGAUUAAAGAUACUGAUUUACAUAACAGUCUCUCUUUUUACAUUUGAGGUGAAAGGUCUUAACACUGUGUAUAAAAUUAGAUAUUUCAAGAAUGUCAUAUUGUACUAGAUGAGGAAAUCCUAAGUGAAAAAGCAGUUCUUUGCAGUUUUGUUCAGAGUGAGUUUUAGCUGAUGUGUACAUAAAAAACUAAUCCCAGAAACUGCAGCACCGUCUGUUACAAAGAACCAAGAUUAUUCAGAUACAUCUUUUUUUUAAAGAUGCACUGAAUGAGCUUUAUCCUCUGUUUCACUUUAAAUUUUUUUCAUGUAAUGCCUGGAGAAAUUCCAAUAAAUGUUAUUGCUGCAUUUCCCAUA